Molecule: messenger RNA, 5290 nt
Organism: Pararge aegeria (speckled wood butterfly)
Lineage: Eukaryota; Metazoa; Arthropoda; Insecta; Lepidoptera; Nymphalidae
Product: probable GPI-anchored adhesin-like protein PGA55
Exons: 18
Coding region: 204-5252 (1682 amino acids)
Source: RefSeq, a predicted model, not a curated record
CUUAAUCUGUGAUAGCUGUUUUGUGGCUGUCGGCUUUUCUAAUCACAAAUGAUUUACCAAAAUAAGAUUUAUUAGUUGGAGACACUGAAAUAAAACCGGAUUAAGCUAACAAAAGUGCAUUUAAACACGAUGAGUAUUACUUAUUUCAUAAUACUGAAAACUAAUUAAACAUUGCAAAAAGCGGCACUGGAUUGCCCACCAAAAUGUCGGGGAAAUCAUAUACUAUGAAGGAGAUGAAAGCUAUUGUGGAGUACUUGACUGAGCACCGAGCAUAUGGUGAUAUCAAAGGGAGAAAGAUGUGGAUGAACUUAGCAAGUUCCAAAGUAACCAAUAGAACAUGGCAGAGUUUAAAGGAAACAUUUCUAAAGCGCAUACUGCCUGAUAUUCACAAUCCCUAUUACAAGUUGACUCUUACUCAGAUAUCUAGUUUUCAACAAGGACAUGACAUUGAAGUGAGACUAAAUAACAAACUGCAAAUUCGCUCAUCUAGUCAAAAUUCAGAUACAGAUGGUGAUAUUGAAAAAGAUGCAGAUAUACCUGGGACGAGUAAUGGAAAAAAUGAAGUAAAAACUGCAGGUGAGGACCAUAAACUGUCAAAUGCCAGAGCAUCCACAGAAACACUUGUGUUAGAAAAUUGUUAUGAAAAUGCAGAGGAAAUAAGAAAAGAUUUGCAGUCCCCAGUUGAUGAAGUUGAGGGCACAAAUGAAAUGCAACCUACUAAAUCUAUGAGAGAACUUAUAACAUAUUCAGAACCACUAACACCUAUGAUACAAAGUGUUAUUGAUGAUUUUGUGACAGAUGAUGAAGAACGUGAACCUCAAAUGCAAAUUGUUGAAUCAGAAAAUACAACUGAUAAAAAUGAAGAUAAUUCUACAGUUGAAAUUUCUGAUUCAGAGGGUAAUUACAUACGUGGGAAGACAAACCAAAUACUGGCUAAAACUUCUGACCCUGAUCACACUCAAGCACAUAAUGCAAAAGAACAAGCAAAGGACCCUUCGGAUACUAAGGAAUCGGAAGUUGAAAUUGAAAAAUCCUCGGCUUUAAUGACUGAAUUAAAUGACACAACUAUUGAAAACGAUAGCUCUAAAGUAGAAAUUUCUAUAAGGGACAACAUAAAAAGUCUGUCGGGAGUAACCCAGAAUAAUUCUGUCAACAUUGCUGAUACCCUCUUACCUGGAAAUCAAGAAGCCUUUGACGAAAAUUUAAAAAAAAUACCAGAUAAACAUAAUCUACAAAAUGGUCGUAAAAGGGCUAGUUCUCAGGAUCCCGAACCGAAGAGUGUGAAAAGGAAACUGUCUAAAAUGAAAUCUAUAUCAGAUACUGAAAAAUCCAAUUCAACUAAAGGGUUCGUUUUUAAGAAAUCAGAGUUUUCAACUCUUAAACAAGCUCCACCUGACGUCACAAACGCAACCUCUUUGAAUAUGGUCAAUGAAAAAUCUGAAAAUACGCCAACCCAAGAAGAACAAGCUGUGGAUAAUUCACAAAACAAUAUAACGAAAAAUGCCGCUGAAAUCGAAAAUCCUUGUUUAAAAAAUGUAAGCUUAUAUGAUGAACAAUUUUCAACCGAAAAAUAUACUGAUUCUGACACAAGCAACAUGGAACAUGACAAAAAUAAAAAAGGACGCAGAACUCAGAUGAGAGACAAUAAAGUUGAAAACCUAGAAGAUGAAAAAAAUAUAUCAGAAGAUAAACAUAAGCAGAGUGACCGAAAGGGUGAAAAGAUGAGUGAUAAAAAUAAGAAAGUAGAUGAUACAAAGAAAUUCAAUGAUGAUAAUGUUAACAAAAAUGCUAAAAAUAUGAAGAGUAUUUAUAAAAAUUACGAAGUAAGUGAUAAAAAUGGACAGGAAGAUGCCAAAGCCAAAUCUACUACUUGUCAAACAAAUAAGCAUCAUAUCAGUAAUAAGGCUAUUCAAACUCGUUCAAAAUCUAGGUCUUCCAGCGAAUAUGGUGAUGAUCCAGUGGUAUUAGGUAAAAAAAGACAUAUAAAGCUACAGAAAAGAGAAAGAGCCUUAGAUCAUAUGUUGGGAUUUGCCAGUGGUGGCAAAAAACCAGUUAAAGGUGCAGGCUACCGCAAUCGUACCACAUCGCAAUCUCAUACAUUUAAUUACGGCAACAUGAGCACUGAAUCCAGCGAAUGGACUUCUGACACCGGCUCUGAAAUGAUCGUGCCGCAGCGGCAUUGCUCCAUGAAGAGACGUACCAGGAAAUACCUGAAGCCCAGAUCAGCGCGAAUUCUGUCACUAGAAGAGGAAGGUGGACUGUUUGUGAUGUACGGGAGAAAAGUAUACCCUGUUGUUCAGAAAGGAAAACUAGUUAAAAACUAUGUUACUUACACGCAAGAAGAUGAUGUAGAAGAGACAUUCUGGAAAAUGAAAUAUGUGGAGGAAAAGAAGAAGACUGAUGAACUAACAAAGAUGCUGAAUGACGCUAAAGUGGAUAAACCCAGCUCCAAAGUAGGGGAAUCCAGCAGCAAACAAGAAGAUUCCAGCCGAGUUUCGCCAGUGCAGCCAACAACGACACCAACUAGUAAAAGCAGUGCACAUUCAAGACAAGAGGACACUAAUAACCAAGUGGAAACCAAAACUGAUUCAGUAACCAUACCUGCUGUUCAAGUUCAAGCAGCAAACCCAAAUCCAGAACAACAGAGGAAAACUGUUAGAAUUAAGUUUAUAAAAAAAAAUCAGGAGGUGGAACUAGAAGGUCACUGGUCACAACUCAACCCCGUACUGGACCAUGUUGCACAGCUGUUCCAAAAGGAAUCGGAAACCAUAUCAAUAAGCAGUUCGAGCUCCAAAAAAGAGGAAUCACCUGCAGGUGAACCCCUGGUGGAAAGUGGGAAAUCGACUCCAACUGAUGAAAUAGUACAAAAAGUAAACCAGAGGGAAAUUGAAAUUGCACAAGAAAUCGAAAAAUACUACAAACAAGAGAAUAUUGCUGCAGAAAAUCCUGCGGAGCUUGAGCUCAAUGUUACAAAACGUAAAGGCAGGCAGAUAAAAUCGCCGUCCGCGUCAUCUAGUAUAGCAAAGAGGGCUAAACUAGACGUCGAAGCUAAAGCAAACGAAACAGCCGAAAAGGCCUCAGCAGCGGAAGAUAUAACAACGAAGACACGUAGAACUAGAGCGUCUACAAAUUCAUUAUCAGAAACAAAUCAAACUUCGUCUUCGGAAGCUAAUCAAACUUAUAUACGAACAAGGAGGAGUACGUCAAGAAUAUCCCAAGACAAGACAGCUACAAAGCAAGACGAAGAAGUCAGAUACAAAUUCCCCUCUAGGAAGUCUUAUGCAAACAAAGCCCAAUCAAAAGUGGCCAAAAAUACGCAGCAAAGAAAAAGUAAAAGCGCAACAAAUUUGGUGUCUUCGUCUGGAAAUGUACUUCAAACCAUAGAAACAACGCAAGAAUACCCUGUCUCAGAAUUCUGUCCUUCACCUAUAUGUAUUAAUGGAGGGAGUAAAACAUGCUUAUCUUUUUCGACUCAUACUAAACGGCACUCCACAACACGUUUGCAACAAAGAACCAAUCACAAUAUUACUGAUGAUAUUACCACCGAAUCUAGUAAUUCAUUUCAAACUGCUCGCAUAGAGUCAAUGACUUUUCAAAAUUCGACCAUAACAUCUGAAAUAUACAAAUCAGAAUCAUAUCGAUUACUCAUGAACAAUGAUCCAUCUCACACUAAAAAUACCACAAAGUUGCAAAGAAUUGAAGAGACCAGUCUUGCGUCUAAAGAUUUUGACCAAAAUAAAGAAGCUUUUGAAGCAAUUGCCGCAAGUGAUAACAUUGAUUUAGAUAAUAAAGAAAAUGCGUUAGAAUUGACCCAAGUUAAUACUGAUAAUGAAAAUUCAAGUAACGUCUCUUUGCCCACGUCUCCUGUUUUGUCUAUAGUUGAAAAUAUCUCGAUUAGUAAGACUAUGUUGAGUAGUAUGGAUCUGGAUGAUUUUCCUUUUGACGAUAAAGCAGAAGCCAUUGAUUCUCCAGAUCAGAUAAUGUUAAACGGACUUAUGACACCAGAUGUGGAUGUAACCAUGCCUUUAAUGGAACAAGAGUGUGGUAUUGAGAAAAGUAGCCACGAUGGUAAAGCAUAUCAUUACAACCUGAAUGUUUCUAAAACCAUCCCCGCCGUAUCAGAGUCGUUACUAAACCAAAUAACUACAGUUAACAUAGGCGAUCCUAGUUUGUCUGAAUCUUUGAAUGUUAAGCUCAAAGAUUUACUUUUAGAAAGCACUAAGAAAAGAUUUAAAAAUAAGGAUACAGUUAAAAAGAAAACGGAAGAUUUAGACGUUAAAGAUAAAACUGAACCUAAAAAGGAUAACUCUAGGAAACGUAGCUCCACGCCUCGUAAACGUCAACGCAUACGUGAGCCAACAAUUCCGGAUACCGAGCCUUGUCUUGUGGAAGAACAUAUAGAAUCUUGUAGGCAUGGCCGCCAAUCAUGUCCACCUGUUAUACUAAUAUCUGAUCACGAGGCCGGUGCGAUAAUUACCCCAACGGAAACGGCACAAUUUAUCACUACAAGAAGAAGAAAUAAGAAGGACAUUAUUAAAGUAAAAAUACUUAAACCAAAAGCUAAGACGCAAGAUACCUCUUCUAAACAGAGCGACAUGGUUGACUUUACUGAUAGUGGCAUAAAUCACACUGAAUCGGAUAUAAAACUGCACGGUUUAAAUGACAGUGUCGACCUUAUUCAUAACCAUUCCGAUACUUGUCUAAAUGCACACGAAUGUAUGGGGGACAGUGUUAAAAUUAUAGACAAUUCCGCCAGUUCGAUUAUAUCGCUAGAUACAAAUUCUGCUCAUUCUGAUAUAAUUGUACGACAUAGCACAGUGGGAAACCUAACGCAAGAACUAUUCAGUAGUGAUGCUCAAGACGGGUCCGACGUUAUUAAAGAAUUUGAUUUUGCAGAACCUAGGCAGGUAAACAGCGAGUCCACCACAGUCUACCACACACCCCUCGGAACACAGUCUUCGCCCACAAGUAUUAUUACAGAUGAUUUAUCUGACGAAGUGCCAGAAGAACCAGUCCAAAACAAAAGAUGGUACCUUUUUUCUGAGGACGAAUCGUCUAAUACCAAUUGUUUUAAUAAAAAUUCGAAAACCUUUGGGUGCGGCGCAAAUUUGGAGCAAAUCUUUCCAGUAACGUGCGCAAUUCCUGACCUUUCUACUAUAACAGAAAUAUCCAGAGAAAAUGGAGACAGCAAGAAAUUUUGUGAUGAUACUAAUACGAGAGAUCGUUUAAAUUCACCAAGUAUAUUUAUUUAAAGAAUAAUAUUUUUAUAGUUUGAUAGUAAUUAAUUAAU